AUGGCUGAGGCUCUCUCUGCCUACAUCCCGGCUGUCUCUGGCCACGUGCUGCCCUCCCCUCUGCCCGCUUGCGGAUCAGAUGCCCCGGGUGACUUCCGGUGUCACUGGUGGCUGCUCCUACAGGAAGUCCUGGCUCUGCUGCGCAUUGACUGGGACUUUGGGAAAGGUCUCAAGAUCAUGAGGGGGUUUCUCUUCGCCUGGAUCUUAGUCUCAUUUGCCUGUCACCUGGCUGCCACCCAAGGAGCUCCUAAAGAUGUGGACGUCCUCCAGCAGCUGGGCCUCAGCUGGACAAAGGCAGGGGGCGGCUGGAGCCCCGCACCCCCGGGAGUCAUUCCAUUCCAAUCGGGCUUCAUCUUUACGCAGCGGGCCCGGCUCCAGGCCCCCACGGCCGCUGUCCUUCCUGCCGCCCUGGGCACAGAGCUGGCGCUGGUGCUGAGCCUCUGCUCCCACCGGGUGAACCAUGCCUUCCUCUUUGCCGUCCGCAACCGGAAGCACAAGCUGCAGCUGGGCCUGCAGUUCCUCCCUGGCAAGAUGGUCGUCCACCUGGGGCCCCGGCGCUCUGUGGCCUUUGACCUCGACAUGCACGACGGCCGCUGGCACCACCUGGCCCUGGAGCUCCGCAGCCGCACGGUCACUCUGGUGACGGCCUGUGGGCAGCACCGCGUGCCUGUCCCGCUGCCUUUCCACAGGGACCCCACACUCGACCCCGAGGGCUCCUUCCUCUUUGGGAAGAUGAGCCCGCAUGCGGUCCAGUUUGAAGGUGCCCUGUGCCAGUUCAGUAUCUACCCCGUGACGCAGGUCGCUCACAAUUACUGUACCCACCUGAGAAAGCAGUGCGGACAGGCUGACAUGUACCGGCCCCAGCUGGGACCCCUCUUCACCUUCCAGACCGACCUCACCCUGAUAGGCCUGGAGAACCUGACCACUGCCACAACAGCCCUGGGGUCACAGCCAGCAGGCAGGCAGCCCAGGGUGACUGUGGCACCUGCUACACCUGCCAAGCCCCUCAGGACUAGCCCCACAGACCCUCCCCAGCAUAUUGCAGCAGGAGGCCCAGCCUGGACCCCACUGCCACCUGCCAAGUUGUCAGCCAGGAAAGCACUGUCCCCCUUGCCCCCGGCCGCUCCAGCUGACUCUGCCAGACCUCCUCGCCCUGCAGCUGCCCUGACAUUGCGGAAGAUCACAGCCAUCAAAAUCCCCAAAAGUUUCCCCACGAAGCCUUUAGCCCCCAUCAAAAGCCCUCAUCCUACCCAGAAAACAGCUUCACCUUCAUUCAAAAAGUCAGCCCCACCCACUCAGAAGCCAGUGCUGUCCACUUCCCGCCCAGUUCCUGCCAAAAUCUCCCGUCCCACGGUGAAGCCAAUCCAGAGGAACCCUGUAACACCCAGAACUCCACCACCCAGCGCCUGGCCCCUAUCUCCCACUUCCAGCUCCUCUAAAAAGCCUAUUCCCACAGUAGCCCUGACUGAGGCCAAGAUGACCAGUCAUGCCAGUAAGCUCGCCUCUGCCCACACCAGCCCCCACAAACCUCCCCCGUCCACUGUUUUGUCCCCAUCUCCUGCCCCCAGUCCUGGCUCUACCAGGGCUGCUCGGCCACCAGCCACAGCAGUGUCUCCAGCCUCAGCCACCAGGACUCCCAGCACGGCACCUCCCACGCUUGCUCUUGGUUCAUCCCCUCCUGGAAGCAAGAAACCCACUGGAUCAGAAGCCACAAAGAAAGAUGUACCCAAGAGCAGCCCCCAGAAGCCCAUCCCUCUCAGACCGGGAAAGCCAUCUAGGGAUGUCCCAUUGAACGAUCCAGCCCCCAGACAGUCCCAGCCCAGUCAGCAGACCACCCCAGCCCUGGUGUUGGCCCCAGCGCAGUUCCUGUCCUCGAGCCCCCGGCCCACAAGCAGUGGCUAUCCGUUCUUCCACCUGGUGGGACCCACACCUUUCCCCCUGCUGAUGGGGCCUCCAGGGCCCAAGGGAGACUGUGGUUUGCCGGGUCCCCCUGGGCUGCCUGGGCUACCUGGACCUCCUGGUGCACGAGGGCCUCGGGGUCCUCCUGGGCCUUAUGGAAAUCCAGGCCUCCCAGGCCCCCCUGGAGCCAAAGGACAGAAAGGGGACCCGGGGCUCUCACCAGGAAAGGCCCACGAUGGGGCAAAGGGCGACAUGGGCUUGACUGGUCUCCCUGGGAAUCCAGGACCUCUGGGACGAAAGGGACACAAGGGCUAUCCUGGACCCACAGGGCACCCCGGAGAACAGGGGCAGCCAGGACUUGAGGGCAGCCCAGGGGCCAAAGGUUACCCUGGCAGGCAGGGGUUACCUGGACCGGUAGGAGACUCCGGCCCCAAAGGCAACCGGGGCUACAUUGGACUCCCAGGGCUCUUCGGCCUGCCAGGGUCCGACGGAGAGCGAGGUCUGCCUGGCGUUCCUGGCAAGAGGGGCAAGAUGGGUAGGCCGGGAUUUCCUGGAGACUUUGGAGAAAGAGGCCCUCCAGGACUGGAUGGAAACCCUGGAGAAUUGGGCCUGCCAGGGCCCCCAGGAGUCCCCGGCCUCAUUGGUGACAUGGGAGCGUUGGGUCCGAUUGGCUACCCAGGACCCAAGGGCAUGAAGGGACUGAUGGGCAGCGUGGGGGAGCCCGGACUGAAAGGUGAUAAGGGUGAACAAGGGGUUCCAGGUGUGUCAGGAGAUCCUGGAUUCCAAGGAGACAAGGGGAGUCAGGGGUUGCCAGGGUCCCCAGGUGCACGGGGGAAGCCAGGGCCUCCGGGCAAAGUUGGAGACAAAGGAUCUCUUGGGUUUCCUGGGCCCCCUGGACCUGAGGGAUUCCCAGGAGACAUUGGCCCCCCUGGGGACAACGGCCCAGAAGGCACGAAGGGUAAACCUGGAGCUCGAGGACUGCUGGGACCCCGUGGGCAUCUGGGGCCCGAGGGAGAUGAGGGACCCAUGGGGCCACCAGGGUCCCCUGGCUUGGAGGGUCAGCCUGGCAGGAAGGGGUUUCCUGGGAGGUCCGGCCGGGAUGGCUUGAAGGGGGAACCAGGGAAUCCUGGACGGCCGGGGCCCGUGGGCGAGCAGGGACUUCUGGGCUUCAUUGGUCUGGUCGGGGAGCCAGGAAUCGUGGGAGAAAAGGGUGAUCGUGGCAUGAUGGGACCCCCAGGUGUGCCUGGACCCAAGGGGUCGAUGGGUCAUCCUGGAAUGCCAGGUGGUAUUGGGACCCCCGGAGAGCCUGGACCCCCGGGUCCUCCAGGAUCUCGAGGCCCACCAGGCAUGAGGGGAGCAAAGGGACGCCGGGGCCCCCGAGGACCAGACGGACCAGCUGGGGAGCAGGGGUCCAGGGGCCCGAAGGGCCCUCCAGGACCGCAGGGCAGACCGGGCCGGCCUGGACAGCAGGGCGCAGCUGGUGAGCGAGGCCACGUGGGCCUGCGAGGCUUUCCCGGCAUCCCAGGUCCCUCAGGUCCCCCAGGCACCAAGGGCCUCUCAGGAGAACCGGGCCCUCAGGGACCCCAGGGGCCAAUUGGCCCCCCAGGAGAGAUGGGACCCAAGGGGCCACCAGGUGCAGUGGGAGAACCGGGCCUUCCUGGAGAUGCUGGGAUGAAGGGUGACCUUGGGCCCCUGGGCACCCCUGGGGAGCAGGGCCUCAUUGGGCAGCGGGGAGAGCCAGGCCUUGAGGGUGACAGUGGCCCUGCGGGGCCUGAUGGGCUGAAGGGGGACAGGGGUGACCCAGGGCCUGAUGGAGAACAUGGCGAGAAAGGCCAGGAAGGACUGAAGGGUGAGGAUGGUCCCCCUGGUCCCCCAGGCAUCACUGGCAUCCGGGGUCCUGAAGGAAAACCAGGGAAGCAAGGCGAGAAGGGCCGGACCGGAGCCAAGGGUGCCAAGGGCUACCAAGGACAGCUGGGUGAGAUGGGCGUCCCUGGAGACCCCGGACCCCCUGGGACCCCAGGCCCUAAAGGGUCCCGGGGCAGCCUGGGACCAACGGGUGCUCCAGGACGGAUGGGGGCCCAAGGAGAACCGGGACUGGCUGGUUACGAUGGACACAAAGGCAUUGUGGGACCCCUUGGACCUCCUGGGCCAAAAGGCGAAAAGGGGGAGCAGGGCGACGAUGGCAAGGCUGAGGGGCCGCCCGGGCCCCCUGGAGAUCGGGGCCCUGUGGGUGAUCAAGGAGACCGCGGGGAAUCGGGGGACCCUGGCUACCCUGGACAGGAGGGUGUGCAAGGCCUCCGUGGAAAGCCCGGCCAGCAGGGCCAACCCGGGCAUCCGGGACCCCGGGGGCUGCCGGGACCCAAAGGAUCAAAAGGCGAAGAGGGAUCAAAGGGAAAGAAAGGCAAGGCCGGGGCACCAGGCCGGAGGGGAAUGCAGGGCCUGCAGGGGCUGCCGGGACCCCGGGGCGUGGUGGGGAGACAGGGCCCCGAGGGCGUCGCUGGACCAGAUGGUCUUCCUGGCAGAGAUGGUCACACAGGACAGCAAGGGGAGCAGGGAGAUGAUGGAGACCCUGGCCCUAUGGGCCCUGCUGGGAAGAGAGGAAACCCAGGUGUGGCCGGCUUGCCUGGAGCACAGGGGCCCCCAGGAUUCCAGGGUGAAAGUGGGUUACCCGGGCAGCUGGGUCCCCCUGGCAAGCGAGGGACAGAGGGCGGAACGGGGCUUCCUGGGAACCAGGGAGAGCCUGGAUCCAAAGGCCAGACG
Galeopterus variegatus (Sunda flying lemur) is the source of this 4659-nucleotide messenger RNA. It is a transcript of the gene COL27A1, whose product is annotated as collagen, type XXVII, alpha 1. NCBI's taxonomy places the organism in Eukaryota, Metazoa, Chordata, Mammalia, Dermoptera, Cynocephalidae. The transcript has 51 exons. The annotation marks the transcript as partial. The record is from RefSeq and is a predicted model, not a curated record.